Molecule: messenger RNA, 3069 nt
Organism: Oryzias melastigma (Indian medaka)
Lineage: Eukaryota; Metazoa; Chordata; Actinopteri; Beloniformes; Adrianichthyidae
Product: kinesin-like protein KIF2A
Exons: 21
Coding region: 410-2605 (731 amino acids)
Biological process (GO): microtubule-based movement
Molecular function (GO): ATP binding; microtubule motor activity; microtubule binding
Source: RefSeq, a predicted model, not a curated record
UCCAUCCAUCAUUCAUGAUAAAUAAAACAAGACAAGAAAAUACUAAAAUUUGAUUCUGUUAAAGACCAAACAGAAACAUUUUUAUUUUACAAUUUGCGUCAAGGAAACCUUUAAAUGACAUAAAUUGUAGUAGUUUCAGCAGAAAUAAGGAUUUUUCUUGAACAAAAGAAUAACAAAGAAAACAAAAGUGAUUACAGACGUUUAAAAAAACAAAAUAAACGUUUCAGAUUCUCCAUGUUCCAUCAUGUCUGAUGAACAUGUGGACUUUUCCUCCUCAGAUCGUUUCUGGGACUUUAAGUGAGGAUGCUGGCCUGCGCAUGCGCAGAAGCCCUCUCCUCCUGACAGUGACCUCAGCCUCCGCAGCGCCUGGACCGGACUGGACCGAACCGGGAGCGCCACACGCCCAGCGAUGGCGGCGGUUUUCGGGAGGAUUUACGUGGGGAUUUACGUGGAGAUCAAGCGAAGUGACGGGCGGAUCCACCAGGCCAUGGUCACCUCCCUGCACGAGGACAACGACAGCGUGACGGUGGAGUGGAUCGAGAACGGGGACACCAAAGGGAAGGAGAUCGACCUGGAGAGUGUCUUCGCUCUCAAUCCGGAUUUAGCUCCUGAAGAGGAGAUUCCUCAGAGUCCAGAACCUCCUCUUCCUCCCUCCAGCGUGUCAAAGAUCAGCAAAGUCCCGAAGGCCAAACGGGCCACUGCCAUCCCGAAGCCUGAAAGCGCUCCCCGGGAGAACAGAGCUGCAGCAGUGGGAACCACCAGAGCCCGUCCCAGCCAGCACAGCCAGCCCGCGGAGCCCCCACCCCCCUCCAUCGCCCCUCCGUCUGCAGCCAAUCAGCAGCUGCAGCAGCAGAACGCUCGCAGGAAGUCCAACUGCGUGAAGGAGGUGGAGAAGCUGCAGGAGAAACGGGAGAAGAGACGUCUGCAGCAGCAGGAGCUGAGAGAGAAGAGAGCCCAGGAAGUGGACGUAAACUUACCCAACUAUGAGAUCAUGUGCAUGAUCCGAGACUUCAGAGCCAGUCUGGACUACAGACCUCUGACCUCAAACGACCUGAUCGAGGAGCACAGGAUCUGUGUGUGCGUCCGUGCACGGCCGCUGAACAAAAAAGAAAUCUCCGUGAAGGAUCUGGACGUGAUCACCAUUCCCAGCAAAGACGUGGUCAUGGUCCACGAGCCCAAGCAGAAGGUGGACCUGACCCGCUUCCUGGAGAACCAGACCUUCCGCUUCGACUACGCUUUCGACGAGAACUCCACCAACGAAAUGGUUUACAGGUUCACGGCUCAGCCGCUGGUCGAGACCAUCUUCGAGAGGGGGAUGGCGACCUGCUUCGCGUACGGGCAGACGGGAAGCGGGAAAACUCACACGAUGGGAGGAGACUUCUCUGGGAAGAACCAGGACUGCUCCAAAGGCAUCUACGCGCUGUCAGCCAGAGACGUCUUCCUCAUGCUGAAGAAGCCGGUUUAUAAAAAAAUGGAGCUGCAAGUCUAUGCCACGUUCUUUGAGAUCUACAGCGGAAAGGUGUUCGACCUGCUGAACCACAAGGCAAAGCUGCGCGUCCUGGAGGACGGGAAGCAGCAGGUGCAGGUGGUGGGGCUGCAGGAGAGGGAGGUGAAGUGCACGGAGGACGUCCUCAAACUCAUCGAGAUGGGAAACAGCUGCAGGACGUCGGGUCAGACGUCCGCCAACGCUCACUCGUCUCGGAGCCACGCCGUUUUCCAGAUCAUCCUGCGGCGGCGGGGGAAGAUGCACGGGAAGUUUUCCCUCAUCGACCUGGCGGGGAACGAGAGGGGCGCCGACACGUCCAGCGCCGACCGGCAGACCCGGCUGGAGGGAGCCGAAAUCAACAAGAGUCUGCUGGCGCUGAAGGAAUGCAUCCGAGCUCUGGGCAGAAACAAACCUCACACUCCGUUCAGAGCCAGCAAGUUAACUCAGGUGCUGCGGGACUCGUUCAUAGGAGAAAACUCCAGAACGUGUAUGAUCGCAACCAUCUCUCCUGGAAUGGCGUCCUGUGAAAACACGCUGAACACGCUCAGAUACGCCAACAGAGUGAAGGAGUUCGGGAUAAGCCCCUCUGACAUCCCCUUCUCGCAGAGCGGCGGCGGGGGAGGCCGAUCCGAGCUGUCCCCGACUUACAAGAUGAAGGAGCUCUCUGUGGAUCCCGCGGCGGCGCUGGACUUCCACCAGGGAGGACACAUCACCCAGCUGGAGGUUCUGGAGGCCCAGUGGGGCGUGGGCAGCUCGCCGCAGAGAGACGACCUGAAGCUGCUCUGCGAACAGAACGAGGAGGAGGUUUCCCCACAGCUCUUCACCUUCCAUGAAGCCGUGUCUCAGCUGGUGGAGAUGGAGGAGCAGAUGCUGGAGGACCACAGAGCCGUUUUCCAGGAGUCCAUCCGCUGGCUGGAGGACGAGAAGGUGCUUUUAGAAAUGACGGAGGAGGUCGACUACGACGUGGAAUCCUACGCAACUCAGCUGGAGCAGAUUCUGGAUCAGAAGAUCGACAUUCUCAUUGAGCUGAGAGAUAAAGUCAAAUCUUUCCGCUGCGCCCUCCAGGAAGAGGAACAAGCCAGCAAACAGAUAACGCCCAAAAGGCCGCGAGCGCUAUAGAAGAGGCCAGGCGUCCCCGCUCCUGACUCGGCUGCGUUCAAAGCUGCUGGGAUUUUACCACCGAUUACCCAUCAUCCCCCUGUGGAACCAAAGAGCCGACCGCCGUCGCUCUUCCAUCCUGCAUCUACGUGGUUUUGCGUGUUCAGUCACAAGUGCUUCAAUUAAAAACAAAAGACAACAAAAAAACUUGAAAUGAAUUUUUUUAAAGAUUUCGUCAUUUUCACUGAUUUUAUAAACGGUCGUUGCAGUUAUGUGCAAUAUUCAGAGGACUGUUUCCUGCUCUUUGCUGGAGAGGGAAGGGUCCGGAACAGAAGAAAACGUGUCUGUUUGUGUUGAUAGUGAAUGAAUAAAGUUUGACUGAGACGAACCCGACAGGAAUCCCGGAGCGAACGGCUCUGCCAGGUUUCCAAGUAACAUUUAUGAAAAUGUUUUACAUCUGCCAAAUAAAUAAAUAAAUAAACUCA